AUGGAUUCUCAGAUUAAGCACGCCGUGGUGGUGAAAGUGAUGGGUCGCACGGGGUCAAGGGGUCAGGUGACUCAGGUUAGAGUGAAGUUCACGGACUCUGAUCGUUUCAUCAUGCGUAAUGUUAAAGGACCUGUGAGGGAAGGCGACAUCCUCACCUUGCUCGAGUCCGAGAGAGAAGCCAGGAGACUUCGUUAAUUUACCUUCCUUCCUUCUUCCUCCACAGGUGGACAGAACCAAUGUCUCUUUUUGUUUGCUUCUUGUUACUUUAUUAGUGAUUACGCACUUGGAUUGUGUUUGGUUGUUGCUAUAAGACAAUUCCUGGAUUGAUAUUUGUUCUGGCUCUUUUGGGUCUUUGUUUGAAUCUCAUCAUCCGCACAUCAAUAAUUUAUAGAUUAGUACAUUCGUAAUUCCAAUAAGCAAUGGUUAGUUAAUAUUUUAGGACAUCAACUGAAAUUGUGGAAUUCAAACAAGAA
Eruca vesicaria subsp. sativa (arugula) is the source of this 473-nucleotide messenger RNA. The record is from the annotation of a GenBank genome assembly. Lineage: Eukaryota; Viridiplantae; Streptophyta; Magnoliopsida; Brassicales; Brassicaceae.